This is a messenger RNA of Erythranthe guttata (spotted monkey flower), 1400 nucleotides long. RefSeq lists its product as hypothetical. Gene Ontology annotation, cellular component: cytoplasm. NCBI's taxonomy places the organism in Eukaryota, Viridiplantae, Streptophyta, Magnoliopsida, Lamiales, Phrymaceae. The record is from RefSeq and is a predicted model, not a curated record.
UAGUUGACUAAAUGAGAUUUGCUUGUUUUCUUACAUCCAUGAUCCAUCCUUUUCUUCUUGUCUGCUUUUGAAUUGAUUAGGGUUUGUUGAACAUUCAAAUUCAAAUUCAAAUUGAAGAUCAAAGAUCUCGCAUGCGAUUGAUAUUUCCAUGGUGCCAUUGUUUUCUUUCUCGAUUCUUUCGUAAUCCCUAAUCUAUGAAGAUUAAUCACACGUUUGUGUCUGGUAAUAACAGUCCAAAGUCAUUCCAGGCGUAUAGGAGGGGCGAUUUUGACUUAGAAUCUGGUCUAGUUAAGAAAUCCCGAAAGCAGAAAAAUAGCCCUUUGGGAAGAAUGAUAAAAUCUUUCAGAAAUAAAAUCCAUCAGCUUCACCCACUUUUGCUCUUAUUGAUCUGCUUAUCACUUCUGAUAACACUCUUCAUCGUGUACAACGGCCAGUUUAAAAUGAUGCCUUCUUACAGGGCGGCAUCUGAGGGGAAUGUGGUGGAUAUUUAUCCUUUUGCUAACUUUAAGAAUCUUGUAAUGGUAGCCGGGCAUUCGGUUUACACUAGUAGUGGUUGUGACGACAAGGUUGAUAAAGAGGAUGCUUGGUAUUUGGAAUCUUAUCAGAAACAUCCGGGCCAAGCUGCAACUUUUAUUACUCAUAUACAGAAGGGAGUCGAAAUUGCCGCAAAUGAUGAUGUGGCGUUGCUCUUGUUUAGCGGGGGCGAGACUCGGAAGGAUGCUGGCCCCCGCAGUGAAGCUCAGAGUUAUUGGACUGUCGCUGAAUCCAAACAAUGGUUUGGCAAACGAGAUAGUGUGAGAGGUAGAGCACUGACUGAAGAACAUGCUAGAGAUAGCUUCGAGAAUCUUCUUUUCAGUCUGUGUAGGUUCCGGGAGCUUACUGGCACAUAUCCACACAAUAUAACUGUUGUAGGUUAUGACUUUAAGGAGGAGAGAUUUGUUCAUCUUCACCGCUCGGCAAUUAGAUUUCCGGAGUCGAGUUUCUUCUAUUCGGGCACACCAUCGACUCAGAAUUCAAGGGAAGCAGCAUUGAAAGGCGAAGCAAUGGUGAGAAGUCAAUUCCAAGAAGAUCCGUAUGGUUGUUCUGGUUCAUUGCGCCACAAAAAACUAGGCCGUGAUCCUUUUCAUCGGACAGUCCCUUAUCCUAAUGGAUGCCCAGAAAUUGAAGGUCUAUUCAGAUACUGUGGAGCUGCACCAUAUCCAGGCUUUGUCCCUUGGGCUUGAUAACAUUCUUGAUUUUUUUUUCUAUAAUUAACUUUAUAAUUGUGGGUGAAAUUGAUAGAAUUAUAAGCCCUUUACCCAUCAAAUUGUAAUUAUUGUAACUAUGGAGGAAAAACCUGCAAGAAAAAGAACACAAUCUGUCGAGAAUUGCAAUUGAAGCAGCAACAAAGUUUAAACCGU